Rotaria socialis is the source of this 549-nucleotide messenger RNA. The record is from the annotation of a GenBank genome assembly. NCBI's taxonomy places the organism in Eukaryota, Metazoa, Rotifera, Eurotatoria, Philodinida, Philodinidae.
AUGGCAGAAUCAAAUUUUCAAAAUGCUUUAACCAAAGCCGUUCCGAUUAAUGGUUGGUUGAAGCGAUUACUUCCACAUGAACGAGAGCUGUACGAAUCAGGUCAACUACAAAAUAUAACACACCAUGGUUCAUCGUCAAUUUGGUUAGAAGCGCCUUCUUCUUUGCCACAGCCAGAGAAAACAUUGGUGUAUCGACCAAUGGGAGAUACUGAAGUCAUAUAUUUAGUAGAGCAUGGUGAACUUCCGGCUACUCAAUCCUAUCAAGCGAUCAUCGAAGAUGAAAAUGGUAGAUUAUAUUCGAACAAAUAUUUAACUGGGCCGAAGUAUGUUGCGACGCAUCCAACAACAAUCGUAGAGUUUUGCGCGCCCACAGAACUAAUUGAAGCAUUAAAAAAGAUCCAGAUGAAGGUUGAAGAUGGUGCUUUAUCGAUGGGACUUGGCCAUAAAGCAGGAAAAGGUCUUCCACUUUUCAAUGAAAGUAUGAGAAAAGGAGAUACGACUUUUCGUAUUGUAAAGAUAAAAAGAAGCAAGGAAAAGCAGAAACAAUAA